Physcomitrium patens is the source of this 2299-nucleotide messenger RNA. RefSeq lists its product as uncharacterized. Gene Ontology annotation, molecular function: GTP binding; GTPase activity. Gene Ontology annotation, biological process: intracellular protein transport; protein localization to Golgi apparatus; Golgi to plasma membrane protein transport. Gene Ontology annotation, cellular component: Golgi apparatus. The record is from RefSeq and is a predicted model, not a curated record. NCBI's taxonomy places the organism in Eukaryota, Viridiplantae, Streptophyta, Bryopsida, Funariales, Funariaceae.
UCUCUACCAUGGCACGGUUGUUGCCGUGGAAGACCCUACUUGGUGCUCUCUUCGCAGUUGGGAGCAUCGCUUCACUGGAUUUCAGAUCUGUGAAGGGAUAGGGUCUCUCUUCUGCUCGGAUUCCUGAUGUUAGCUUAGAAAGUUAAGAGUAUUUGGUAGCUUCUCGAGAUCCACAGUAUGUGGAAUUCAAUCGCGCCACCUAAUUUAAGCUUCUGACUCGAGAGAGAUCUGGAGGAUGUUUGCUUUUGGUGGCUAGGAUCCGCUCGGGAGGACUACGCAAGGGCCUUUCAUGGAGGGAUGAAUACACGCAGCUUGUUGUGCAGUUUGUGUUCUCGACGGCAGCGAAGUUGUGGGUUGUGAGUGUGGCGAUGGGGACAUAGUGGGAGAUUGUGUAGUUAUUUUCGGAUUACCCUAAGACUGAGAGUUUUUAUUUUAUUUUAUAUUUUUUUAUCAAUGAAGAUCUCUUCGUACUAGUUUUUCUGAGGGCUGCUGAUGAGAUGUGACAAGGAGAGUUUGUGGGCUGGAGGCGGUGGUGAUCUUUGCAGGGCACAUGUGCGCAAUAUAAUCCUACGACCGGUGAAGUCUAAAGGUGGCGAAUGGAAGAUGUAAAUUGUCACAUGUCUUGGCUUUAAACCCUAUCCAUCGCGCCAUUUUUGUGGGUUAUCUCAGAUUGUGGUGAUCCCGUACUUUGGUGUUGGGAAAAUCAUUAUAUCAGAGUCGGAGUCAUUGAUUUUGUGCAGUAAUUUGGGGCGUGCUAGGGCUCGGGCGGGAUGUUUUCCUUGCUUUAUGGGCUGUGGAAAUACCUCUUCAGUAAAGCGGAGUUUCAUGUCCUCAUACUGGGGAUUGACAAGGCUGGGAAAACUACACUCCUGGAGAAGCUUAAAACCCUCUAUUCUGACGUAGAAGGUCUACCGCCAGACCGAAUUGUACCCACUGUAGGUCUCAACAUUGGUCGAGUUGAGGCUCAUAAAUCAAAGCUCAUCUUCUGGGAUCUGGGAGGGCAAUUAGGGCUUCGCACCAUUUGGGAAAAGUAUUACGAGGAAGCUCAUGCUGUCGUUUAUGUCGUAGAUUCCGCAAGUAAUACCCGGUUCGAGGAUACGAAAUCCGCGCUAGAGAAGGUGCUCAGACAUCCUGAUUUGCAAGGGGCCCCGGUUUUGGUGUUUGCAAAUAAACAGGAUUUGCCGAACGCUGUCAAUCCUGAGGAGUUGUCACGAUUCUUAGAGCUCAAGAAUCAAAAGGACAGACAAUCAAGGGUUCAAGGAAUUUCAGCUUAUGAUGGAUCUGGUAUACAGGAAGGGGUGUUGUGGCUUGUGGAGGCUAUGAGGAGCAGUAAGAGAACGGAGCUGCUGCAGCGCCAUGCAGAAGCGGCAGUGACAUUGUGAAUGCCCCAUGAUCAUCACGGAUUGGAGCUGCUUGGAGAGCUUGAUUUUUCGUAUGCCGUGAGAAUUCUUCGGCCGAUUCAAUCUUAUUACAUAAGUUGCUAGAAUAUCAACGUGAUGUGACUCAGUCCAUGAAUGUGCAGCAUGUUUCUCUGCACUUCCAGAGAAUGACUACUAUUGAUUGGUAGAUAUUUUUCGUCUACAUUUGUUUCUUUCUCCUCCAGUACUGAAAACAUUCUCAUCAACACGACAAAAACGUUUCUCGCAUUUCCACCUCCGUUAAGCCGGGGUCCUGAGCAUGUAACAGCACUGUCCUUUGACGAAACUACACUCUGUGCAACCUUAUGAAGUUAUAGAAUGGAACAGGUUCCGAAGUCUUAACCCACGAACUCUCGUCUUCUUUAACUGCCGCUGCCAUCUUUCCUUUGUGACAACUCUGGAAUUUUGACAACUCUCCAUCCAGCCGCGGACGAGAAGCCAGGACAAUUACAAGGUCAGCGGAGAUUGGGACCGAUUACUGUCUCCAUCACCGAGUAUCAGUCAGUCCUCAUCCCGAGCCCCGCCGGGUUAGUCCUUUGGAAGCAGGUGACCGUCUUUUGCUGCUGCAAACUCUCGAACCCACAGUGUGAAACGUUGUUUUUUAAGAAAUUUCCAGUUGUUUCAGGAAUAGAGGACCUUGUUCCCUCACCGCAGCAUGAACGUUACAGUGCCAAAGUGACCCCGUGAACUCAUGAACCCCACGAUGACAACCCUGUGCCUGAAACGUGCUCAUGUUGGAGAUAGCAGUGUUCUGGACGAGGUCGUGGGUACCCCCACAAAAGCAAGGAGCUCUGCUUCUCCUGUGUUGGCUAUGGUAGUGUGGCUGUCAGGUUUCAUGCAAAUCAUCCAUCAGUCUUGCUUUUGCAGCAUCCAAUCUCUUA